AAACUUUUCCCCGGCGCCUUCGCCGCCGCCGCCCGCGCCCGGGAGCGCGCCCUUCUCUGCCCGCGGUCGGUGCGCUCGGCCGGAGGCGCCGCGGCGGAACGGAACCCAGAGAAGGGCACGCGGGGCGGCGGCGCUCGGGGCUUGCCCGCGGCGAGGGAGGCUGCGCCCAGGUCCCCGGCCCCGCGCCGCGCGCCCAGCCGCGCCAUGGGGGAGGCGCCCAGCCCCGCGCCCGCGCUCUGGGACUGGGACUACCUGGACCGCUGCUUCGCCCGCCACCGCGUCUGCAUCUCCUUCGGCCUGUGGAUCUGCGCCUCCUCCUGCUGGAUCGCCGCCCACGCGCUGCUUCUCUAUCUGAGAUGUGCACAGAAACCCAGACAGGACCAGUCGGCACUGUGUGCUGCGUGCUGCCUCCUGACCAGUCUGUGUGACACCGUCGGGGCUCUUCUGGCCAGACAGCUCACAAUCCAGGUUUUCACUGGUGCCUACCUAGCAGCUAUUGACUUAGUGAACUUUAUGUUCAUUCUCUUCCCAGUCUGUGGAUCCAAAUUCAAGUCUAAUUCAGAUCGGGAAGCCCGAGAGAGGAAGAGGAGGCGGCAGCUCAGGGCCAGUGUGUUUGCCCUGGCCCUGCCGCUGAGCCUGGGCCCGUGCUGGGCUCUGUGGGUUGCUGUCCCGAAGGCUUCAGCCACCAUCCGGGGGCCACAGCGGAGGCUGCUAGCGAGCCUGCUGCAGGAAAAUACUGAGAUCCUCGGCUACCUGCUGGGUAGCGUUGCUGCCUUUGGCUCCUGGGCUUCUCGGAUCCCCCCUCUCUCCAGAAUUGCCCCACCUCCGACACUGGGGAUUACGACUCAACAUGAGAUCUGGCGGGGACAAAUGUCCAAACCAUCCCAGUCUCCCUCACGUUCUCCCAGCGGACAUUGGCGAGCCGCUGCCCAGCGUCAGGUGCUGGGCACUGAGAUGUGCCGGGGGAAGACAUUUCCCUCCAUCCACCUGUGGACCCGGCUCCUGUCGGCCCUGGCUGGCCUCCUCUAUGCCUCGGCCAUUGUGGCCCACGACCAGCACCCUGAGUACCUGCUGCGGGCCACACCCUGGUUCCUGACCUCCCUCGGCCGUGCGGCACUGGACCUCGCUAUUAUUUUCCUUUCGUGUGUGAUGAAGAGCAAGAUGAGACAGGCCUUAGGAUUUGCCAAGGAAGCCAGAGAGAGCCCUGACACCCAAGCCCUUUUGACCUGUGCAGAGAAAGAGGAAGAAAACCAGGAGAAUUUGGAUUGGGUGCCUCUCACCACACUGUCACACUGCAAGUCACUGAGGACAAUGACAGCAAUCAGUCGCUACAUGGAGCUGACCAUCGAGCCUGUGCAGCAGGCAGGCUGCAGUGCCACCAGGCUGCCAGGUGACGGGCAGACGAGCGCCGGAGAUGCGUCCCUGCAGGACCCCCCGUCGUACCCUCCCGUUCAGGUCAUCCGGGCCCGGGUGUCUUCCGGCAGCUCCUCUGAGGUCUCCUCCAUCAACUCCGACCUGGAGUGGGACCCUGAAGAUGUGAACCUCGAAGGCAGCAAAGAAAAUGUGGAGCUACUGGGAUCCCAGGUGCACCAGGACUCUGUGAGGACAGCACACCUGAGUGAUGAUGAUUAACACCUUCUGGAGCCAGCUCAUCAGCUCAGAGCCCAGGGUCAGGAGUUCGUUCAGUAACGCAGCGGGAAUCAAUCUGCACUGACACCGCGGCAGGAACUGAAGCUGCCCUGGCAAGUGAGGAACCAGGAGCCGUCACUGAGUGUGGCUGGGCUACAUCAUAGCUCAUCACGGAGCUACGACUUUGGGUACUGCGGACAGACCUGGAUAGGCCCAGCAUUCGUUCUGAAGAUCACAGUUCACAGAAGCUUUUGCUUCGUAAAGAUAAUCCAAAGGAUCUCAGACCCGCUCUUCCUUUUCCCUUCAUUCCCUUGAGAGUCAGCCAUGAACGGAAUACCUGCUAGGUUCCAGGAAUGAGCUCACCUAACAGAUAGCAAAUGUGUCUGGUUAGAUCUCAGCAGAGCCCAUUCUGCAAGACCUGGCUGAGCCAGAUGAGAGGGUGGGCCCUGUGCUGGGGGGCCUUGGGUCACACACAGGAACCGAGACCUGGCUUCCACCCCCCAGUCACCCACUUGGGUUAUCUGCUGGAAGUUAUCGAUAGGACUGUGUGGCCAACCAAGUGCUUGUGAGAUCACUGACACUGCAAAAACAAAGCAAACUGCUCCGGGUACCAGGACUUCCUCCAACCUGGCAAGGGUGUGCGCUGAGGCGGGGCUUGCAGGUGAGGGGGCUGUAUGCUUCAGGAACUAACUAAAUGCAUGCAGAAGGUAAGAGGCAUGAUGGGAGGUGUUCAAGCACAGCAAUCCCAUUUGGGAGUUAUUUUGAUACUGCGAUGAGUAAGGGUAAGGGCGCAUGGAAUGGGGCUAAGGUGGGAGUGAACACUGGGGUGAAUAAAUUUUAAAUCAAUUCAAGUA
Messenger RNA from Homo sapiens (human), 2483 nucleotides. RefSeq names its product transmembrane protein 44 (gene TMEM44). Gene Ontology annotation, cellular component: membrane. The record is from RefSeq and is marked validated. The coding region runs from base 205 to 1632 and encodes 475 amino acids. NCBI's taxonomy places the organism in Eukaryota, Metazoa, Chordata, Mammalia, Primates, Hominidae. The transcript is spliced from 11 exons. Gene Ontology annotation, biological process: L-lysine transmembrane transport.